AUGGGGCUGGUGGACAUGGACAGAGGGCAGGAGGACUACGACCGGCUGCGGCCCCUGUCUUACCAGAACACCCACCUUGUGCUCAUCUGCUAUGACGUCAUGAACCCCACCAGCUACGACAAUGUCCUCAUCAAGUGGUUCCCUGAGGUCACACACUUCUGCCGAGGGACGCCGGUGGUGCUCAUCGGCUGCAAGACGGACCUGAGGAAGGACAAGGAGCAGCUGAGGAAGCUCCGGGCCGCCCAGCUGGAGCCCAUCACCUACGUGCAGGGCCUGAGCGCCUGUGAACAGAUCCGAGCUGCUCUCUACCUGGAAUGUUCUGCCAAGUUUCGGGAGAACGUGGAGGAUGUCUUCCGAGAGGCUGCCAAGGUGGCCCUCAGCGCUCUGAAGAAGGCGCGGCGGCAGAAAAAACACCGGCUCUGCUUGCUGCUGUGACCCCAAGGCAGGAAGCCCGCAUGACAGCACUGACAGGGCCCGGGUCCCAGGCCCAGACUGCACCCCGGAUCCCGCCCUGUCCCCAGCUCUCCAGUGCCUGGCAUGUGAGGCUUGUGGCUAGACUCUUGGAACAUUCUGGAACUCUCUCCCAGCUGAGGCUCUGACCACAGACUCACCCCCGGGCCCUCCUGGAGUGCAGCAGUGGAUGAGGGUGCCGGGUUCUCGUCCCUCUGUGCCCUGGAGCCAGUGACUGUUCCCCGGGCUCAAGAGUCCCUCUCACAGCCACCCCCACCUGCAAGUGUCCCCCUCUGCAGACUCAGCAUAUGCUUGAAAUCCACACCUGCCCCUGUGGCGGUUAGUAUGGAGUUGGCAUUGUUCCACAUAGGCGCCCGAGUCCGCAGUUCUCAUGUCACCCGCCUCCCGGGCUCCCGAGAUAGCCACGGCUGCAUCCUCCAGUUCUUCCUUCCUUCCCCCAGGAACUCGGGGGCCACCGUGGGGCCAGUGCCUAUCAGGAGGCAACAGCCCCGGACAAGGAGCUGGCACCAACCCCUCCUCCAUCCCACACGGAAGCCCUCAGGCUGUCAGCUGGACCACCGUCUUUACAGAGUUGGGCGUGCGUGCCCAAGGGGGAGAGGAAACAGUCUCAGAAGUUAAAAGAACACCCAGGACCACUCACUUGACCCCCAAGGUCUUGCCCAAAGCCCACUGCCAGAGACUCCGUGGAAAGGGCCACCAGAACCCUGUGUGGUCAUAGGCGAGUCGGCUUGCUCUCCCCAUUGGCAGCAGGACAGAACUGGCCCAUUUAAAUGGUCGCCAAACUUCCUGCCUUCCGUCCCUCAUGGCCUCCGUGUCUACUGGCCUGCAGCGUUCAGCAGCCUAGACCGUCCUGCCACUUUUGAGAGAUCGGCUGGUGGAAUUGGCCCCUGCCCACGUGGGCGUUUUCUCAAAACUGGUCCAUGGACCACCUGUGGCAGCAGACACCAGACACCUGAGCCCGACCCUUCUUCCGGGAGGCCUGGGGUAGGGUUCCAGGACUUUUGAACAAGUGGCCCAGGUGAUUCUAAUGGCCAGGAGAGAUGGAGGGCUGCUUGGUGCUGAAGUGAGCCUGGGAGUUGGUGUUACCUAAAUGGCAUAACGGCUUCAGGUGGCUCCUGUCUUCCCUGGUACCUGCUGCCUCAGCCUCCUUUGCCCGGUGCUGGGGCCUCAGGUAAGCCUGAGCAUCUCGAGUCAGGCUGCCAACGGAAGGGGCCUUCUGAAACCUGUCCCACCCCACCUAGGCUCCCCUGCCACCUUCUGGGUUAUCAACCAAGGCCCUCUUGUUAUUAGAGAGUUCAGGGCCUCAUGGACAAAUGGUCUGAGGCAGAGGUCAGCAAACUACAGCUUGUGGACCACAUCUGGCCUCAGCCCGAUUUGUGAAUAAAGUUUUAUUGGAAUGGGCCACCCAA
This is a messenger RNA of Carlito syrichta (Philippine tarsier), 1880 nucleotides long. It is a transcript of the gene RHOF, whose product is annotated as ras homolog family member F, filopodia associated. The transcript has 4 exons. The coding region runs from base 1 to 435 and encodes 144 amino acids. Gene Ontology annotation, biological process: small GTPase-mediated signal transduction; cell migration. The record is from RefSeq and is a predicted model, not a curated record. Lineage: Eukaryota; Metazoa; Chordata; Mammalia; Primates; Tarsiidae. Gene Ontology annotation, molecular function: GTPase activity; GTP binding.